Messenger RNA from Myripristis murdjan (pinecone soldierfish), 1401 nucleotides. RefSeq names its product T-box transcription factor 16 (gene tbx16). Bases 1 to 1401 code for a protein of 466 amino acids. Gene Ontology annotation, biological process: pattern specification process; heart morphogenesis; cell fate specification. The record is from RefSeq and is a predicted model, not a curated record. The transcript has 9 exons. Gene Ontology annotation, cellular component: chromatin; nucleus. Lineage: Eukaryota; Metazoa; Chordata; Actinopteri; Holocentriformes; Holocentridae. Gene Ontology annotation, molecular function: DNA-binding transcription factor activity, RNA polymerase II-specific; RNA polymerase II cis-regulatory region sequence-specific DNA binding.
AUGCAGUCCAUCAGAGACUUGAAGCCCAGCUUCAGUGGCCCCCCUCCAUCCUCCAUGGCCGCUGGGCCCGACGCCUAUCUCCAGGGAAGCAUCAGGAUGACUCUGGAGGACCCUGAACUCUGGAAGACCUUUCAUGAAAUAGGGACAGAGAUGAUCAUCACUAAGCCGGGCAGGAGAAUGUUUCCACACUGUAAAAUUAAUCUCACAGGACUGAUUCCAUGUGCCAAGUACAUCUUAUUGGUUGACAUGGUUCCUGAGGAUGGCUUCAGGUAUAAGUGGAAUAAAGAGAAAUGGGAGGUGGCAGGAAAAGCGGAGCCCCAGCCUCCCUGCAGGACCUACCUCCACCCAGACUCUCCAGCCCCAGGGAGCCACUGGAUGAAGCAAUCUGUCUCCUUCCUCAAGCUCAAGCUCACCAACAACACACUAGACCAGCAUGGCCAUAUCAUUUUGCACUCUAUGCAUCGCUACCACCCGCGCUUCCACAUCAUUCAGGCAGAUGAUCUCUUCAGUGUCCGCUGGAGUGUCUUCCAGACCUUCACUUUCCCUGAGACUUCCUUCACCGCUGUCACUGCCUACCAAAACACAAAGAUAACAAAGCUGAAGAUUGAUCACAACCCAUUUGCAAAAGGUUUCCGGGAUGAAGGGACAAAUACAAAGAGGCGUGCAAGCAAGAAUCCAGCCUGUCCUGAAAAGCGAGCCAAGAUGACUGGCAUUGGCAACAGAGAGUCUGAGGAGGACAGCCCACCAGAUUUCUGCAGGUCAUCGUAUGAGGCUUAUGAGGGAGAGGAAGGGGACCUGCCAAAAAGGAAAGAGGUUGAUUCAGUGAAGGAGGAACGCUACUCCCCUUGGGCUCCUGAGAGGGAGCACAGUGUGAGGACCGAAUCCCCUGCUGGGACAGACACCAGGGACAUGUACAACACAGAGCAGCUUGUUCCUGCACCGGCCUCCUACCAGCCUUACAGGUUCCAUGGAUAUGGAAAGUCCCCGUCGCCCUCUUCCAGCAUCGGCAGCAGUAACGGAGGAUCAGGACGCAGCAGCUUUGAGUCCAGGGUCCCAGAUGUUGCCACUGUCCCCGAUCAUGAUUCCUCAAAGUCCCGUACACAUGAGAUUGGACCAUCUCCCUGCGGCCCCCAGCCCCUUGCCGGCCACCAGGACUACACCGGGGUGCUGAACAUGACCAUGGCCCAGGCCAGCAAGCCAGGGGUGCUGGGACACCACAUUUACAGCCCCUACAGCACCGAGCAGCCCCUGGGCCAGUGGAGCGGCCCUGGCCCCGCCCAGUACCCCCCUCCGCACCACCUGGCUGCCGACUACACCACACAAGCUGUGCACCAUGGCUAUCACCAUGGCAACAUGGCUGAGUGGAGCCAGUACCCGCUCUUUUCCUAUUCCUGCUGGUGA